Messenger RNA from Carya illinoinensis, 1635 nucleotides. RefSeq names its product protein FAR-RED IMPAIRED RESPONSE 1-like. The coding region runs from base 1 to 1635 and encodes 544 amino acids. NCBI's taxonomy places the organism in Eukaryota, Viridiplantae, Streptophyta, Magnoliopsida, Fagales, Juglandaceae. Gene Ontology annotation, molecular function: zinc ion binding. The transcript is spliced from 5 exons. The record is from RefSeq and is a predicted model, not a curated record.
AUGUCAAGGCCGCGACCAACUAUUAAAACAGAUUGUAAGGCAAAGAUCAAUGCUAACUUGGUGAAGGGUACUUGGGUGGUGACCACUGUAGAGAAUGCUCAUAAUCAUAAUAUGGUCAGCCCACAAAAGUCUAGAUUCUUUAGGUCACACAAGUAUUUAGACGAAUACAGUGAGAGGAUGCUUGACUUGAAUGACAUAGCAGGCAUUCGAGUGAAUAAGAAUUUUAGGGUUCUUGUUGUUGAUGUUGGUGGGUUCAAGAAUCCUGAUUUUCAAGAAAAAGAUUGUCGAAAUUUUAUUGACAAAACCACACAAUUAAGAUUGGGUAAAAGGGGUGGCGAAGCACUUACUGAGUACUUCAAGAGGAUGAGGUUGCAAAAUAAUAGUUUUGUCUAUGUGAUUGAUAUGGAUGAGGAGUUGAGACUUAGAAAUGUGUUAUGGGCUAACACAAUCUAUAUUGUUAGGGGCUGGGUUGAUUUCAAGCGAGGAUACGAGUACUUUUGUGCGGUUGUUUCGAGCAUGAAGUAUGAUCUUGGGGAUAAUCCAUGGCUGCAAGGGUUGUACAAUGAGAGGGCAUUCUGGGUACCGGUGUACCUUAAGGGAGUAUUUUGGGGUGGCAUGAGCAUAACACAGAGGUCUAAAAGCAUGAAUACUUUCUUCGAUGUGCUUGUGUAUGCUGGUAUGACGUUGAAAGAAUUGGUCGAUCAAUUUGACAAUGCGCUCAGGAAGAAGGUGGAGGUCAAGAAGACAGCUGAUUUCAACUCCGCAAGCCAAACCAUCCCAUGUUCAUUCGCAUUCCACAUUGAGAAGCAAUUUCAAGCUGUGUAUAUGAACGCAAAAUUUAAGGAGGUUCAACGAGAGGUGUGUGGAAUGAUUUUAUGUAACUGCAUACUUAUAAGCAAGGAGGGUUGCAUUUCCACUUAUGAUGUGUUGGAUGAAAUUACCACUGAUGAUGACCAUGUCAAGAGCGUAAAGUACACAGUUUACUUUAACGAGGAGAAAGUUGAUGUUAAAUGCACAUGUGUAUUAUUUGAGAUGAGAGGAAUUCUCUGUAGGCAUGCAUUGAAUGUUUGCCAGAUGAAUAAGAUUCAUGCAUUGCCAGAUAAGUACAUCUUGGAUCGCUGGAGGAAGGACUUAAAGAGGAGAUAUACGGUGGUAAAAAGUAGCUAUGACGACUUGUGGCAGAAUGCAGACUCACAGAGGUAUGAGUUCGUAGUUAAACGAUGUCUAAAAUUAGCAACUCGUGUAUGCCCAAGUGAUGACCAUGUUGAUGCAUUCAUGUGCCACUUGGAUGAGUUCAAGAUUAAAUUUAAAGGAUUAACACUUGAGUCCGGUUCAAGCAAGAUAAAAGUGACUACAGCCCCCACCAAGGGUAAGAAAAUCUUAAACCCGCACGUUGUUCGAGAGAAAGGGAGACCGCCAACGAAAAGGAAGGUUCCGCCUUUGAAGAAGGCUACAACAAAGCGAAAGAAGAAACCGACUUGCAAGAAAAUAUUUGAUGAAGCAUCACAUGAUUCAGAGGUCACAAAAGCUCCAAUAACUGAUCAGGUACACAGUGGAAGCAAGGAUGAUUUUGUUGUUCUAACACAGUGCAGCACGUUCACAAACUCAACGCCAUCGGAAAAUGAGGAGAACUGA